Macrosiphum euphorbiae (potato aphid) is the source of this 1605-nucleotide messenger RNA. The record is from the annotation of a GenBank genome assembly. Lineage: Eukaryota; Metazoa; Arthropoda; Insecta; Hemiptera; Aphididae.
AUGAAUUCGUUUCUCACUCACAACACGCUGCCGUACCAUCAACCGACGCAGAUGCACCAGAUGAUGAUGGUGGAACCCAAGUACUCACCGCCGGAUGACUACAGCAACAUGCAGAACUACAUGGGUUCGCCGGACUUUUUCGGCAGCCCUCACCACCAACAUCACCACCACCAACAUCAGCACCACCACCCCUCCCAUCACUCCAAUCACCUGAGCCAACAGACUCAACACGUCGGCGGUAGUGGUGGCGGUGGCGGAGGUGGCAGUGCUGGCCACCAGCAGCAAGUGCAGGCCAGCGGCGUCGUCGGUGUCGGAAGCUCGGGUGGCCUCGGGGUGAGCAGUGGUGGCGGUGGCGGGGGUGGACACUAUCAGGGACACUAUCAGCAACAGAUCCAGGCCAUGUACCCGAGCCCUGGCCAGACGCCGUCGUAUUACACCAGUGCGGCAACCAAUUACGGUGCGUACCAAAUGCACCACGGUGGCCAAAUGCCGCUCGAGGCCCAACAGCCCCCAGCCUCCCUGAUGCACAACGCCGGGGGGCAACAGUGCCAGGGUGGCAGUAUAAUACCGUCCGGGGCCGGCGGCGGCCUGCAGGCGGUGGCCCUCAACGCUGUCAUGUCGCACGAUAUCAAGGACGACUCGUCGCCAUCGCCGCUGCCGUGCCACCUGCAACCCAGCCCGUCGUCGUCCAACCACAUGUCCAACAACCCGCUGGACGGAUCAUGCUCCGACGACAUGGACGACUGCAACACGGACACAGACGAGAUGAUGAUGACCACGGUCAACGGGUCGCCGAUCAUGAUGGACGACAGCGAGUCAUCGGACCGGGUCAUCUACCCGUGGAUGAAAAAGAACCACGUGGCUGGAAUGCCGAACGGUGCGUACCAACCGGUGGACGUCAAGAGACAACGGACCGCUUACACCCGGUACCAGGUUCUGGAGCUGGAGAAGGAGUUUCACUUCAACAAGUACCUGACCCGGAGACGGAGGAUCGAGAUCGCCCAUUCGCUAGUGCUGUCCGAGCGGCAGAUCAAGAUAUGGUUCCAGAAUCGGCGAAUGAAGUACAAGAAGGACAACCAUCUGCCCAACACGAAAAACGUGCGCCGGAAAAACGGGAGCACGCAACCGGCGGGCAAAAAGUCCCGGGCCAAAAACAACAACAACAACAACAAUAGCAACAAUAACAACAACAACAACCAUCAGCAGCAGCCGCUGUGCUCGCCGUCCGGGUUGAAAAUCGAUUCUCACGACAUGUCACCACAACAACAACCCGAGUUGAGGUUACAACAGCAGAACGAUGCCGGGUCGACAUCGCUGAUGUCCGCCAUAAUACCGUCGUCAUCGACGUCUUCGUCUUCGUCGUCGUCCGCCGCCGCAGCCGCGUCGGUCGCUGGACACAACAACCCGGCCGCCGCCAUGCAGCAACAGCUUCACCAACAACAGCAGCAACAACAACAACAACAACAACUACAGCAGCAGCAACAGCAACAGUUACAACACUGUUUGAACCACCGCGGGCCACUGCCGCACCUGUCUCAACACCUACAACAACAGGGUUUGGCCAUCGGGGUCGGCGCCGGCGAGUACGGCCUCACUCAGCUGUAA